Eimeria tenella is the source of this 113-nucleotide messenger RNA. RefSeq lists its product as uncharacterized. The transcript has 2 exons. The annotation marks the transcript as partial. The record is from RefSeq and is a predicted model, not a curated record. Lineage: Eukaryota; Apicomplexa; Conoidasida; Eucoccidiorida; Eimeriidae.
GGGAGGGCAAGACUCUUUGCUAUGCGCUGCCUCUCGUCAGUCACCUCUGGAAUGCCGUGGUGCCCCGGCUGCGCUGCGUCGUGCUGACCCCCACGCGCGAGUUGGCGCUGCAG